This is a messenger RNA of Scaptodrosophila lebanonensis, 817 nucleotides long. RefSeq names its product dolichol-phosphate mannose synthase subunit 2 (gene Dpm2). Gene Ontology annotation, molecular function: enzyme regulator activity. Gene Ontology annotation, cellular component: endoplasmic reticulum membrane; dolichol-phosphate-mannose synthase complex. Gene Ontology annotation, biological process: GPI anchor biosynthetic process. NCBI's taxonomy places the organism in Eukaryota, Metazoa, Arthropoda, Insecta, Diptera, Drosophilidae. The transcript is spliced from 2 exons. Bases 518 to 781 code for a protein of 87 amino acids. The record is from RefSeq and is a predicted model, not a curated record.
AAAUUAAUUAAAUCUUUUAACUAAAAAUACAAGCAAGAGGACCUUAAAUGCAAUAUAACGAGUGCUGGCAUAAGUGACGCCUUAAAAGCAGCUCACAGUCUUUACUUAAUAUAUACAAAAAAAAUUCAGUGAGUGGUGGUCAACGGUUGGUUGUGUUGUGGUGUCAAAUUAAUUGGUGGGUGGUGCGGUGGUCGGCAGGAAUGUACGGUUAAUAGAUCGCUCAGAGAAUUGUUGUUAAAUAGAAAUUCGCACUAAACAUACACAGAGAGUACACACCCAUACAAACAAACAAUUGACUUUGGGCCAAGUUCGGAGGCAAAGGUAGUAAGCACACACCUGUUUGUUUAUGGCGUCGCGUAAAAAUCGUUAAGUUAACAAGUUGCGUGCAUUUGUCAUCAGUUUACAUUUUUUGAUAAUAAUUCAGAAUCACAAUUUCCGCAAUUUACGAGAUUUUUCAACCGAAGAACUUCGUCCAUUCGAAUUCGUUGUGCGGCAUAUUAAGUGCCGGAAAUUAUUUAUGGCUUCGAAUGCACAGCUUGGUAAAUUAAUUUUAAUAAUUGCAAUUGCCGUUUUCUUCUAUUAUUUCUUUUGGGUGGCAAUUCUACCAUUUAUGCUGAUCGAUGAAGGAAAUCCCAUUCGCUCGUUCUUUCCGCCAUUGAAAUACGCCUUCAUAGUACCGACAGUAUUCGGAGUCAUCUUCCUGGGCGGCAUAGCCAUAUUCUCCUUUUAUCAUAUCUGGAGCUUCACCCAAAAAUCAACCUCGAAGACGAAGUGUGCUUAGAGGGCGGCGUAGCCGACUCACCAACCCGCAUCAUCA